Messenger RNA from Leishmania braziliensis MHOM/BR/75/M2904, 561 nucleotides. It is a transcript of the gene ARL2, whose product is annotated as putative ADP-ribosylation factor-like 2, arl2. The record is from RefSeq and is a predicted model, not a curated record. Gene Ontology annotation, molecular function: GTPase activity; GTP binding. NCBI's taxonomy places the organism in Eukaryota, Euglenozoa, Kinetoplastea, Trypanosomatida, Trypanosomatidae. The coding region runs from base 1 to 561 and encodes 186 amino acids. Gene Ontology annotation, biological process: protein folding. Gene Ontology annotation, cellular component: microtubule cytoskeleton; cytoplasm. The transcript has a single exon.
AUGGGUCUUCUUUCUAUCAUCAAGAAGACAAAGCGUAAGGAGCGCGAAAUGCGCAUCCUUAUGCUAGGCCUGGACAACGCCGGCAAAACUACGUGCGUCAAAAAGCUCUGCGGCAGGGACACGAGCUCGAUUAGCCCUACCCUGGGGUUUCAGAUAACUGUGCUGACGUUCCGCGGGUGCACUCUGAACGUGUGGGAUGUAGGUGGGCAGCAAAGCCUACGCAGCUACUGGCGUAACUACUUUGAAAGCACAGAUGCUCUUGUGUGGGUGGUCGACAGCAAUGACGUGGAGCGUCUGCUAGUGUGCAAAGAGGAGCUACAUCACCUCCUGCAGGAGGAGCGACUAGCAGGAGCAAGUCUGCUCGUCUUCCUCAACAAGAUCGACAUCCCCACGGCGUUAUCGCCACAGGAAAUUGCUCGCCUGCUUGAUCUAGACACGAUUCGACAAGGCAAGCGCCACUUCCACCUCUGUGCGUGCAGUGCCAAAACUGGUGAGGGUUUGCUCGACGGUAUUUCGUGGUUGGUGGAAGACGUGUCAGCGCGUAUGUACUUCUCAAGUUAG